CAGAGGAAGCUACGAAUCAUUUGACAUGCGCUGCAUGGUAACCGGCCAGUUCGCUACUGGGAAAUCGAGCCUAGUCAAGCUUUUAGUUGGAGAUAAUGUUCCAGAAGGGCGAUAUGCAACUGAUGGCAUUUCCCUCGUUGAAGGUCGCUGUGGACUCGAUAUUGAGACCAGAAGUUGGAUUAUGAUAGAUCCAGCAACCUAUAAUGCCUUGGAUGUGGUGUACAAUAAAGUGUUAAUGACCUCGAUAGAAGAAGAUGAGAGUCAACGUCAAACAAAAACACCAGAAAAACAGGAAUCAGUUGCAAAACCUGGUGAUAGUCAAAAUAAAGAAGAUACUAAUUCUCAGAAGUCAGAUGCUUCCAAGUCACCAUAUUUUCCUGCUAACCUAUCAGAUGAACCUUCUUCAAAGCCACAAGCAGCUCAAUCUGUGUCCCCACAAACAUCAUCUAGUGAGUAUAAAAAACAGCAAAUGAAGAAGAAAAUAAGAACAAAAAUGACCAAAAAGGAAAUAAGAAAGAGAAUGGAGAAAGUCCUAAAAACUGGUAAAUAUAAGAUGAAAGUUGGCAGGCUCAUCUUCUGGGACUUUGGUGGACAGUAUGUCUAUUAUACAACACACCAGACAUUCAUGACUUACAGAGCGUUGUUUCUAGUAGUGUUUGAUGGAAGUAAAGGACUGAAUGAAGUAAUCCCUGAUGUACUGUGUUUUCCAGGGCAGCACAUGACACCAACCCCAGCAGUCUUUUUACUGCACUGGGUAAACUCAAUCCUGACCUAUUGUAAGGUGGUGUAUCCUGGUAUCCCUAAGAUAUUGUUUGUUGCCACCCAUAAGGACAAGGUACCAGUGGAGGAUGUGGAAACCAGACGUGCACUAUUGCACAGCGAAGUACAGGAAUUAUUUAAGGACCAUGAGGGACGAAAUCAUCUUGUCCUUGACAAACAGAUAUUUGUCAAUGCAACUGAUAAAAAUGAUCAAGAAAUUGAAUCACUGAAGAGAGCCAUCACAGAGCUUACUUUCGAUCAUCCUUGUUGGGGAGAGAAAAUGCCUAACGCUUGUAUUCCCCUUGAACUUGAGAUUGCUGAAAUGGUAGCUGCAGGAAAGCAAAUCUUGUCAUUGGUAGAACUUGAAGAAUUGAAUUCAAUCAGCAAGGUGUCCGUCCUGGAUUUAGAACAACUUCAUGACUUCUUACACUUCCAGCAUUCCCUUGGCAAGAUUAUCUACUUUGAUACCCUUCAGCUCAGGGAUUAUGUUAUAAUUAACCCACUCUUCAUGGUGGAGGUUAUGAGAUCAUUUGUGACAGACAUAGGGUUUUGGCCAAAGAAAAGAAGAAUGCAAGUAAUUUUCAGUAGAAUGUCAGAAAGUGGUAUCAUACGCAGAGAAGACCUUUAUCAGAUUUGGGAACAAAAGGACUUCCGUCCAAUUUUACGAUACAAAGAGUUUAUAUUCAAUAUCCUCAUUCAUUUGGAUAUUCUGGCAGAGCAACGGAGAUAUGACACAGCAACUGGAAGUCGGUUACCAGUAGAGAACUUCUUUGUUCCCUGUAUGGUCACACAAAGAAAUACCACCAGCUUCAUGAACACAGAAUGUACACCAGAGAAAGCUAUAUGUUUGGCCUUUGUUUUUAAAGGAACUGUCAUACCACCAGCUUUGCCCAAUCGUCUGAUCAGUGCAUGUCUGAGCAUGUGGACUUUGAAGCAGUAUGAAGGGAGAAAACUCCUCUUUUCAGGAUUCAUUGUAGUCUCAUUUGACAAGGCACAUGAUAUUUUAGUAUGUGUUGAAGGCAACAAAAUUCUUCUGUACAUAGUCCAUAAAACCGCCGCUGGACUGAUAGUACCAGAUAUAGCUACUGGAGUUAAGGAAUGUUUGGUUACAACAAUGGAGAGAAUAUCAGAUUUUUAUCAGUCCACAAUCAAUGUGAAACGCAGCCAACAAUCACCUUUCCAUAUUGAAUAUUCAUGUUCAAAUCUGAAAUGCCUCAUCAGUGAAGAAGAAGCUUUGCAGACCAACGAAUGGGUUUGUGACGAACAUAAACAAACACACAGAGCAGGACACUUCGCUGUUUGGAAUCAAGAUAAGGAAAAAGAACAAGAACAGUGUGAACAGAACUGUCAAGGUUUACGAGAUGAUGCUUUGAAUCAAAUUCCAAGUGAUGUUGAGCUUCAACGAUUCUCAUCAGGUUGUGACGAAUCAACAGUACAAAAGUUGGCCAUACAUCUUGGUAUGACUUUGAAAGAAUGGGAAAAACUCGUAACUGAUUAUCGUUGGAUUGAUAUUGUCAAGUAUAGAAUACUAGUCAACUGGCGGGAAAAAAACUCAGGAAGAUUCCGCAACCUAGCAAAAGCUUUAACAGAUAUGGAUGUAUCGACUCAUAACCUUUGUCAGGUUAAAAGAAUAAGAAAAGGAGAGUACGAUAUCAGCGAGGAGUACAUGGAUUUGAUUCCAACUGAUGAAAUACUAGAUGAACUGGCACAAGUAAUAGGAGUUGUAUCCUUCCAACUGGGUAUAGAAUUAGAAUUGCCAAUAACAUCAUUAGAUAUUAUACAGUAUAACAAUGAUCGGAACUUAGUGGCACAAUGUAAAGACAUUUUAUAUGAAUGGAGAGAGCAGGGAGUCAGGCCAACCAUAGGUGUUCUCGUCAAUGCUUUGGUAAAUGUUGGGAGAGGUACUAAGUGUUUGGAGGAGAUCAUCAAAAGUAAAGGAGUGAAGAAAUAUAUUCCAGAAGAAAAGGUUGAAGAGGAGAAACAAGGAAAGUUAAAGACAUUAAUGAAAAAAAUGAAUCCUUUUCAGAAGAAGAAAUAGUACUAAAACUAUUCAGUCAAUAUGAUUUAAUAUUGAUGUAUGUCAUACCGUUGUAUGUUUGUGUGUUGUUUCAGGGAACAAUUGUUAUCGUUUUUGGUGGGGUCUUAAUGUAAAUAAUGUUAACAUUCAUCAGCACGAAAUCAAGAAACAAAACAUGGUUAUUAAGCAUGUUAAGAAAGUACAUAGCAAAUUUACAUAACAGUAGUGUAGCAUUAUAAAUUCAGGAUAGCGACGCAGGCUCAUUAGCUCCCCUAGUUCAUACAAAUAUCAAAAAUAAUAAAAGAAACAUAACAUUGUUAACAAGACUGUACAUAGAGAAUUCAUAUAACAAUAGUGUAGCAUGUAAAUCCAGGUGAGCCCAAGUUUCUCCACAGGUUUAUAUGAGUUCAUGUCACCUAUAGAGCUGUUCAUCCACAGACUUAAUGGAGUUCAUAUUACUUGUGGAACAGUUAGUUCUGACACAGGAAAAAGGGAGUUCAUAUAACUUAUGGAACAGCUAGUUCUUCAGUUUUUUUUAGUUCAUGUCACAUGCAUGUUGAGAAGUUAGUUCCUCCAGAGGUUUAAAGAAAUUCAUGUCAACAGUUGAACAGCUAGUUCAUCUUCUAAUUUAAGGGAAUUCAUUUCAUUAGUGGAAUAUCUAGUUUCUCCUAGGAUCUUAGGGAGUUCAUGUCCCAAGUGAAGCAGUUAGUUUCUCUGCAGGUUUAAUGGAUUUUAUGUCAAAAGCUAAGCAGAUAGUUCCUCCACAGAUUUAGGGAAUUCAUAUCACUAGUGGAGCAGCUGGUUCCUUCACAGGUUUAAUGAAGUUCCUGUUCCAAAUGGAGCAUCUAGUUUCUCUACUGGUUUUAGGGAGUUCCUUACCAGUCAACCUCUGAAUUUGAAAAUGAUCAUAACGCGUAUGAACUUGUUCGGUCCAAUUUUAUUAUUCAGUUCACGUCACUUAUGGGGCAGCUGGUUCCGCCAAUGGUUUUAGGAAGUUCAUGCACUAGUGAAGCAGCUAAUUCCUCCAAAGGUUUUGGGUAGUUUAUGUCACUAGUGACGCAGCUAGUUCCUCCACAUGUUUAACGGAUUUCCUGUCACAAGUAGAGCAGAUAGUUCGUCCACUGGUUUAAGAGAAUUCAUGUUACAAGUGCAGCAGCUACUUCCUCUUGAUUUAAAACUGUGCAUGUCCUUAGUGCAGCAGCUUGUUCCUCCACAGGGUUAACAGAUUUUCUGUCACAAGUUGAGCAGCUAGUUACUCCUUUGAUUUAAUGGAGGUCAUGUCACUUGUGGAGCAGCUAGUUCUUCAACUGGGUUAAGGGAGUACAUGUCAAUAUGUGAUUGGCUAGUUCAUCCACAGGUUUAAGGGAGUGCAUACUGCUAGUGGUGCAGCUAGUUCCUCAACUUGUUUUAGGGAGUUUAUGUCACUAGAGGAGGAGCAAGUUUCUCUUUUGAUUUAAAAAGUUCUUGCCCAUAGAGAAGCAGCUAGUUUCUCCACAAGUUUAGUUGUGUUUAUGUCAAAAGUGGGACAGCUUGUUCAUCUGCUGUCUUGAGGGAGUACAUGUUAAGAGUGGCAGCUGGUAUCUCCUAUGCACUUAGGGAGUCCAUGUCACUUGUGGAAGAGCUAGUUAUUUCUCGUAAUUUAGGGAGUUCAUAUCACUUGUAGAGCAGCUAGUUACUCCUCUGAUUUCAGUGAGAUGAUCUCACUUGUGGAGCAGCUAGUUACUCCUCUGAUUUUAGGGAGUCCAUGUCACUUGUGGAGCAGCUAGUUACUUCUCUGGUUUAAGAGAAUCCAUGUCACUUGUGGAAUAACUAAAUACUCCUCUGAUUUUAAGGAGAUCAUAUCACUUGUGGAUCAGCUAGUUACUCCUCUGAUUUUUUGGGAAUCCAUGUCACUUGUCAAGCAACUAGUUACUCUUCUAAUUUUAGGGAGUUAAUAUCACUUGUGGAGCAGCAAUCUACUUCUCUGAUUUUUGGGAGUUCAUUUUACUUGUGGAGCAGCUAGUUCCACCUCUGGUUUAAGGGAGAUCAUGUCACUUGUGGAGCAGCUAGUUACUCCUCUGAUUUUUGGGAGUCCAUGUCACUUGUGGAGCAGCUAGUUACUUCUCUGAUUUUAGAGAAUCCAUAUCACUUGUGGAGCAGCUAGUUACUCCUCUGAUUUUUUUGUGAAUCCAUGUCACUUGUCAAGCAACUAGUUACUCUUCUAAUUUGAGGGAGUUCAUAUCACUUGUUGAGCAGCUAGUUACUCCUAUGAUUUUUGGGAGUCCAUGUCACUUGUGGAGCAGCUAGUUACUUCUCUGAUUUUAGAGAAUCCAUGUCACUUGUGGAAUAACUAAAUACUCCUCUGAUUUUCAGGAGAUCAUAUCACUUGUGGAGCAGCUAGUUACUCCUCUUAUUUUUUGUGAAUCCAUGUCACUUGUCA
This is a messenger RNA of Mytilus trossulus (common blue mussel), 5195 nucleotides long. RefSeq lists its product as uncharacterized. The transcript has 9 exons. NCBI's taxonomy places the organism in Eukaryota, Metazoa, Mollusca, Bivalvia, Mytilida, Mytilidae. The record is from RefSeq and is a predicted model, not a curated record. Gene Ontology annotation, biological process: signal transduction. Gene Ontology annotation, molecular function: protein binding. The coding region runs from base 26 to 2797 and encodes 923 amino acids.